AUGGCUACGCAGGCCGCCGGCCGCGAGCGUGCCACGACACUCACUGCGACAAAACCCGAGUCUCUACUUCCGGCGCUUGCGAGCAAGCUCGCGGCGUGGACCGCCGAGCAACCGCCCCACAUUCUGCUCUUUUCCCUGAGCAAGCACCUGCCCCGUGCGGUUCUGUCCGAGGCCGUGGACAUGCUGCACCACCGCGACGUGCGGGCGCAUGCACGUGUAGGCUUCCUGUCUUCGUCGCUCCCUGCCUCGGUUGCGUACGACGAUGCGGCGGGCAUGGAGCACCUGCAUGCCAUUUCGCUUGCGUCGAUUCCCGAGACGCGUGGUGUGGCGUUCCGGUCGACGAUUCCCGGCGCGGCGCGGGUCUCGGUUGGCCGCUGGCCGAACCAAAAAGAGACAUGGAACAAAGGGACCGAAAUGCGCUCGGACCGCCUCGACCAGAGCGGUGGGCGUGACUGGCGCGGCCUCUGGGGCAAGGAGAAUGUCGACCUGCGCCUCCCGGAUCAGCUGAACGAGCUCGAUCCAUCCAGUGUACGUGCGCUCCUUUUUGCGACCGACGCCCAAGCGCACGGCCUUCUCGAGGGUCUCGACGCGCACUUUUCGCAGGCCAAUCUCUUGGGCAUGAGCGCGACGUUGACGCCGUUCGAGACGGGGCGUGAGCAUACCCUCUUUUACGACGCGCCGCUGCACGCGCGUACGAUUCACGACUCGGGGGCCGUCGGCGUUGCACUCUGCGGCACGGCGUCCUCGUCGAUCGAGCGCAUCUUUGAGCAGCUGCAGCCCAUCGGUCCUCGCCUUGAAGUGACUGGCGCGCGCGGCAACAUUAUCUCGACGCUCGACAAUUACAAUGCAGCGCAGCAGUUCCUGCGCCUGAUUCUCAACAAGAAUCCGGCGCCGAGCGACGCGAGUACAAUGGAGGCUACGCAAGUCCGUGAGCUCUCGAGUGCCGUACGCAAAGAAGAUCAAUUCUAUGUCGGACUUUUCGAAAAGAAUGCGGAGCAGGCGGAUGCAACCCCCGCGCUCGUCGCCCAGAUCAUCUCGGGACACCCUAUGCGCGGCACGCUCAGUGUCGCGACCGAGGCCGAGCUCGGCCUCCCCCCCGAUGCGCCCGACAGCAGCAAGGUGCAGCGGUGGGCACAGUUCUAUCGUCCCUCCCCCACGCCACUGCGUGCGAUUACGGCGCCUGCUGGCUCUGUGCGGUAUGUGUUCCUCGCAACUCCGAACGAUUCAAGCAUCCCUGUAUCGCUCGAUCCCUCUGCAAAAGUCGCCGUGGCGCACGGCCAAGGUGCGUUGGAGCUCCCUGAUGUGUUCCUUGCUGCGAGUGAGCACGGCUGGCUGGCGCGCCAAGGCGGCGGAACGACGUAUGCAUGCAGCGCCCCCUACGCGCGUGCAUCGCUGUGUGACGUAUAA
This is a messenger RNA of Malassezia japonica, 1407 nucleotides long. RefSeq lists its product as uncharacterized. Bases 1 to 1407 code for a protein of 468 amino acids. The transcript has 4 exons. The record is from RefSeq and is a predicted model, not a curated record. NCBI's taxonomy places the organism in Eukaryota, Fungi, Basidiomycota, Malasseziomycetes, Malasseziales, Malasseziaceae.